AUGGCUUUUCUUCGCAAAAAGAAGGUUAAAUUCAGUGUUGCAUUGGUCGUGGAAAAAUUGACUGAUGUUCCGUUAUUAAAUGCUGUGAUAUUUGCAAAGGUUCGUCUACUCGAAUGUGGUUCUUUUGUUGGCACAACAUUGCAUAGGCCAGUCUGUUCCCACCAAGUUGAUUUUAUGAGUCCUUCAGUUUCAAGACGGUUUAAUAGUUCUGCACCUUCAAAUAUUCGCAUGAGAAGUAGGACAAACAGUGGACAAAUUUAUCCAAAUGCAAAUGUUCAUAGGCAUAGUACAACAGACAUAAUUGAUGGAUCCUCUAUUGCCUCUUCCAUGAAUUCCUUACAAGAACAACAACAGCAUAAACAAUUUUCUUCGUCUCCAGCUUCUCAUAGAAAAUUUCAACAAAUUGAAAGGCGACAUUCUUUAACUGAACGUUCUCCACGUGAAAUAGACGAUGCGCCUCGUAAAUGGGACGAUUUCGAAGAAGCUUUAAAAGCGCAAACAGAAAACAGCCAAAUUGAUGAGGCAAGCUAUCAAAAAAUUUUGGAGCAAAUUGAAGCGCGCAAUCGAAAAUACAAGCACUUAUUGGAAGAAGAUGGGAUUAAAAAUGAAUUCGAUGAGCUAAUACAGAAUAGAAUUCGCGAUUCUGAUCAGCCCGAAUACUUUAUCGAUGAACUUGGAAAUUUAGCUUAUGCUGAAAAAAAUACACAACCAUUUUCUUUUUAUUGUUAUAUCCCUUAUGAUUCUAAAUAUUCUGGAGAACUUGAGGCCUGUCGAUGCAAAAUUUCAUUAAGAAAGGAAGACCGUGCUGGACGUAAUCCACAAAAAUUGGGUUAUGUAAUAAUUAAUCUUUCUGAAUUUGCUGGGAGUGGAAAUACUGGUAUUAGAAAGUCUUUUUUACUUGAUGGAUAUUUUACAAGUCAAAGACAGGACAAUUCUCGUGUUCAUAUUUUUAUUAGAAUGCAGCAUGAUUCAUUAGAUCCUCUUUUUAAAGUGUAA
Meloidogyne enterolobii is the source of this 996-nucleotide messenger RNA. NCBI's taxonomy places the organism in Eukaryota, Metazoa, Nematoda, Chromadorea, Rhabditida, Meloidogynidae. The record is from the annotation of a GenBank genome assembly.